AUGACUGAGGCAAGUACGCCUUAUCAAAGUUAUGAGACGAUAACUUAUGAUGAAACGGCGAGAACUUUCAAUGCCGCGAGAUAUUCCGCAGCACAGCCUCAGGGUAUACCGGCCAUCGCCAUAUCCGUUUAUGGUGAUAAAAACCGACAUGGAUACAAUGAACUCGUACCUUCAGAUCCAAGUUUCAUAUACGCAAAAGUUGUGGUUCGAUUAGUUGACGCUUUAACAUUAGGUGAUAAGAAAUCGCCGUAUCUACCACCUGAUUUUCUUCUCAACGUCAAUAUUCAAAAAGCAGGUCCCAAAGAAAAUUGUCAAAAACCAGAAGAUUAUAAAUUUGUUUUAACUUCACAAUAUGGUCAUAGUAAUUUAAAAUUUUGGAAGAAUCAUCAAGAUAUUGAAAGAUGUGGUACUUCAGUUCUUCCAAGUGAACAUGAAAUUAUGGAUCGUGAUGAAGGUUGUUGGGCUAGUGUUACUGUAAGACUUGCAAAAGAUGAUGCUAGAGCAAAUGAAAAGGAACAAGAUAUGGUAGUUAACCUCUUGGGUGACUUGUUGACUUGUCCUUGA
Melampsora larici-populina 98AG31 is the source of this 564-nucleotide messenger RNA. RefSeq lists its product as uncharacterized. The record is from RefSeq and is a predicted model, not a curated record. The transcript has 3 exons. Gene Ontology annotation, molecular function: hydrolase activity. Bases 1 to 564 code for a protein of 187 amino acids. NCBI's taxonomy places the organism in Eukaryota, Fungi, Basidiomycota, Pucciniomycetes, Pucciniales, Melampsoraceae.